Molecule: messenger RNA, 1083 nt
Organism: Panthera uncia (snow leopard)
Lineage: Eukaryota; Metazoa; Chordata; Mammalia; Carnivora; Felidae
Product: catenin alpha-2-like
Exons: 2
Coding region: 109-408 (99 amino acids)
Biological process (GO): cell-cell adhesion; cell migration
Cellular component (GO): adherens junction; catenin complex
Molecular function (GO): beta-catenin binding; actin filament binding
Source: RefSeq, a predicted model, not a curated record
UCUGACUCAGAGUUCAAUAACAAACGUUUCCAUGGCAAACUCCAUGGAUGUCACAGGUUUCAUGUUUUGCACACACAGGAGCUGAAGGACCCUCACUGUUGGAAUGAGAUGGCAGCCGCCCGAGGGGCUCUAAAGAAGAAUGCCACAAUGCUGUACACAGCCUCCCAAGCGCUUCUCCGCCACCCAGAUGUUGCUGCCACCAGAGCCAACCGGGAUUAUGUGUUUAAACAAGUCCAGGAAGCCAUUGCUGGCAUCUCCAAUGCUGCUCAAGCUACCUCGCCCACCGAUGAAGCCAAAGGCCACACAGGCAUCGGUGAGCUGGCUGCAGUCCUGAAUGAGUUUGAUAUUUCUGACAGAUGUGAAGAAAGAUGUCAUUUGUGGAUAGCUGACGUAGAUCUCCUAGGGUGAAAAAGGUAAUGUGCUUGAUCUGUUACUAGCCUCCUAAAUGUGGCAGCCCUUUGGUCUGUGGAUACAGGCUGGUUUUAUUUUCACACUCUCUCAAGCCUCACAAACCAGAAUCACUUUUAAAAUCUGGAGCAGCGAAAUAAGCCGAAAGUGACACAAGGAAGAUGCAGAAUUAAUACUAACAUUCUAGGGGCGCCUGGGUGGCUCAGUCAGUUAAGUGUUCAACUUCAGCUCAGGUCAUGACCUCACAUUUUGCGAGUUUGAGUCCCACGUGGGGCUCUGUGCUGACAGCUCAGAGCCUGGAGCCUGCCUUGGGUUCUGUGUCUCCCUCUCUCUCUACCCUUCCCCUGUUCGUGCUUUGUCUCUGUCUCUCAAAGUAAAUGAGCGUUAAGGAAAAAUUUAAUACUAACACUCUAGCACCUAAGAAAUCACUUCCCUGCAGCAGGUAAAUUUGAAAAAAAAAUUGCAGUGAAAAUACCCAAUAAACCUGAAUGUAUGUUUUAUGUGAAUAUAUAUGAGUAUGAAUUAUAACAUAUAUAAACUCACACCAGAUGUUUAUGGUUUUUCUUUGGCUUGUGAUGACUGUUAAGAGUUUUUUCACCUAUAUUUCUUCCCAAACUUUGACAAGUGAUUCCUUAAUUAAAAAAUAUAUUUUACGAGGGGGUUCCGGAAGAUGGC